This is a messenger RNA of Trichomycterus rosablanca, 492 nucleotides long. RefSeq names its product nectin-2-like. The coding region runs from base 1 to 492 and encodes 163 amino acids. The transcript has 5 exons. NCBI's taxonomy places the organism in Eukaryota, Metazoa, Chordata, Actinopteri, Siluriformes, Trichomycteridae. The record is from RefSeq and is a predicted model, not a curated record.
AUGCACACAGAUGCCAAGAUGCUCUAUGCACGCAAUAGACCAAAACAACCACUGCCACAGAAGGGCGCUGCCACUGGCAGUAUAAUCGGGGGUAUUAUUGGAGCCAUACUUGUUCUCGCCCUCAUCGCCACUGCUGUGAUCUUGAUCCGCAAACAGUGCUGUAACAAAGAUGGCCCUCCAACCUACAAGCCUCCUCCUCCUGUGAAGCACUCCAAGAUCCCAGACACAAUGACCUACACUGAAGAUACUCAUAGUCCACUUACCUACUAUGAGACUCAAAAUGCAGAACCAGUGACCGAUCUGGACUCGUACCACGGUGAGGACGAGGAUCUGCCAAGCCAACUUGACCACAAAAUCCCAAACAGCUGGGAGGAGAGAGACAUGCAGCCUCCAUAUUACGAUCACAGAGAGCUGGAUGGUCAAGGCCAGCUCCAUUUGCCCUCCAAUCUCGCUAGGGGUGACAGUUUUGUUUCCGACCCCAUUAACGUGUAG